AUGUCCGACGAUAUUGAAUAUUGUUAUAGUCCAGGAGACUCUUGUAUAAUUUGCCCCAAUAUUAGCGAGAAUAAACUACCAACACACAGGUCAUCUUGUAGUUUCUUGUCUUUAAUCAAAGCCUUUGACAAAGGCUUAGGUUAUUGUUUGAGAAACAAGCCGAAACAUCUUUUCGGCUCACCCUUUUGUGGUAACGGUUUUAUUGAAUUCAACGAGGAAUGUGACUGCGGAGUGUAUCCGAGUGUAGCAUGUGCUACAUGUUGCAACCCGCUAACCUGUCUCUUGAAGCCUAACGCGACUUGCGCUUUAGGAGAAUGCUGUGAUCUAUGGACAUGUCAGGUGGAAGAAAUAUUAACAGUUUGUCGACCAGAGAAGAAUGAGUGUGAUUUACCCGAAUAUUGUAACGGAUUUUCCGGAGAUUGCCCAAAAGAUGUGUACAAGAUGGACACUACACCUUGUUCUCAUGGCGAGGCAUACUGUGUAAAGGGCGAAUGUAGUACACAUAGCGACCGGUGUCAACUGCUCUGGGGAGAGUCAGGAAUAAUGUCCAACAAGAAAUGUUAUGAAACUUUUAAUGUCCAAGGCAAUGAAAAUCGUUACUGUGGUUACCGACGUGGUGAGCAAAUAACAUAUAAAGAAUGUUCUGAACAAGACGCGCUCUGUGGCUUGUUACAUUGUGUACAUGACAACAGUAGCCUACAGAUAGAUAUGGGAGACGAAACAACAAAAUCGAACCAAGUAAAUCAAAGCUUUGCCAAUUCAGGCAUACGUCAUUUGACUCAUUUCCAUGAUUGCAAUACAGCUAUGAUAGAUCUGGGUCUGCCUGAGGAGGACCCAGGUUUGGUACCAGAUGGUGCUAAAUGCGGUGAAGAAAUGAUGUGCUUGAAACAAAAAUGCGUAUCUAUAGCGUCCGUACGUCAAGGUAUUGCAAAAAUGAAAACAUCCAUUUGCCCUUGGAAUUGCUCAGGAAAUGGCAUUUGUAACUCCGAAGGUCACUGUCAUUGUUCCCCUGGUUUCGAACCGCCGCGCCGUUGUGUAAUCGCGCCAACGUCGGAUCCAUUGACUCCGAACCGACAUGUUAUAUCAAGCAAGUUAAUUUGU
Messenger RNA from Brenthis ino (lesser marbled fritillary), 1101 nucleotides. The record is from the annotation of a GenBank genome assembly. NCBI's taxonomy places the organism in Eukaryota, Metazoa, Arthropoda, Insecta, Lepidoptera, Nymphalidae.